This is a messenger RNA of Dentiscutata heterogama, 201 nucleotides long. The record is from the annotation of a GenBank genome assembly. NCBI's taxonomy places the organism in Eukaryota, Fungi, Glomeromycota, Glomeromycetes, Diversisporales, Gigasporaceae.
GACUUAUCUAAUAGUAAUAUAUUUCUUGUUUGCCUCCUUGAUCCAAGAUGUAAAAAAUUGAGGUCUGCAGUACCAACCCAGAGAUGCCAAACUGAGCCUACAGUUUUUAUGCAAGAUACUUCUGAAGAGUUAAAUGAUAAGCUUGAUAAUUACCUUUCUUUACCUGAAAUCCAUUAUAAAUCUAACCCUUUUAACUGGUAG